UGCAAUGAAAACGGAAAGAAAAAACGUCAAGUUAGUUUAUCAUUUGGAAACACCUUAAGUCAAUUAGGAGGCUCUCAAACAGCUUCACUUCAAUUUGGAGCAUUUAAUCAACAGCCGAUCAAUAAAAGACCUCCUGUGUACAGUGACUUGACAGCAAAUAAUAACAAUAAAAAUCCUGCGGCACAACAAAUACCUUUCGAACGCGAAGAAGUUUCACAUAUUGACUUCAACAAUAAUAACUUCAACCAAAGGCCAGUAAACCAGAAACCACCGGAUAAUCAAUAUAGCUCUGUAGGAAACGUUGAACAAUCUUCAUCUCAAGAAAUAUUUAACAACCGUAAUAAAAUGAAUUUAACUUAUAGUCAAAAUAAAAAUGAAAAUUCUCAACUGCAAUUAUCUUCAUCAUCAUCAUCAUCAUCAUCUUCAUCAUUAUCGAAUUCAUACAAUAAAAAUAAGAAUGACCAAUUUGUACAACGACCGGUGUCCUAUCAACCCGCCUUCCAGGAGCAGAAUCGAAAAGAAACACCAUCGCAGCCGUCAGGGAAUAACGGCGAAGUGGGAAACUGGGCAUCAAAUCGACCCCAGUCGCAAAAUAAUUUUAAUGAAAAUGGUAAUAGUGACAGUGGGCAGAAGUUCGAAACAUCAACGCCUAGUACAAUUGAAUUUCACUCAAAUAUUAACAUAAUUUUGCCAACAUUUUCUUUGACUAAUAGAAAUACCGAUCAUGAAAACAACCAACAUCCUAACACAAAUUUGAAUAAUCAAAAUAAUCGUCCUAGUAACAAUAAUAAUAAUAAUAACAAGAUUCCAAAUAAAAAUUAUAGUCAAGGAAGUAGCGGUAAUGGUAACUAUAAACCACCAUUAUCAAGUCAAAGUAAUAACAGUAAUAAUAAUUCGGGGAAUAAAAAACCCCAAGAAAAUACAAAUGGUUAUGGAAAUUUUCAAAGUAGUGGUAGUAAACCUUCACAAUCGAAUAAAAAUAAUGAAAAACAAUCAAGUAUUAGUUCAAGUAAUUUUCAUAACAGCGGAAGUGGAAGACCUCAAAAUGAUCGGAACAAUGCAAUGCCAAAUGUGGAAUAUCCUGAUGUAAAUAUAUUAUCCACUACCCGGAUGUAUGAAAGAGAAGGCGAAGAAGAAGAAGAAGAAGAAGAAGAAGAGGAACUAAAGUUUUCAACUAAAAACAAUCGAACAGCUGUUAAUCCAUCUCGAAGUGGUUGUAGACUACCCAAACAGCCACAAGGUGGUAAUUAUGAACUUGGAGGUUGCGAGUCCUCCUGCGACAAAGUUCGAGGUGACUGGGUACCCAGAAACAGUAUUCUCACGUACACAUGCGAAGAGGGCUACGUCAGAAAUGGUAGUGCAGUGUCCGUUUGCCUCAACGACUCAUGGUACAUGCCCCUCUCGUGCUUGAAAUCCUGCCCUGCUCUCAAGAGUUCGAGUGUAGAUAUAACGUGUAAAAUUCGGGGUAUUACAGUGUCUUGCGAUCAGCCAGCCGAGCCUGGUACUACAGCGAUGCUCAAGUGCAAACCAUCUUAUAAGAUUCCAUUGACCGAUGAUCCUGUAUAUAGGGAGAUUACUUGUCUUGAAAAUGGCAGCUGGGAUCGCUCUGUAUUUAGAUGCUUACCAAAAUGUGGGACGACUAUUUCUCAUGGUAGUACACUCAUCGUAAGUGGAUUUACAGCUAAAUUGGGAGUAUUUCCUUGGCAUACUGGAAUUUAUGAAAAAAAGUCGACGAAAACUUAUGAACAAAUUUGCGCGGGCACACUUAUAAGCAGCAGUCUCAUCGUUUCCGCGGCGCAUUGUUUCUAUGACGAAAGCUUAAAUGAAGUGAAAAAUUUCUCAAGAUUCUCUGUAGCUGCAGGGAAGCACUACAGAAAUUGGAAUGUUCAGGAGGACUACGCUCAAACGUCCAAGGUUGAGUGGAUCCGUCUCGGGAGUCGGUACAUGGGAGCAAGAGGUAAUUUUGCUCAUGAUAUUGCUCUACUCAAGCUACUAAGUCCACUCGAAUUGACUAGUCUUGUACGUCCGGUUUGUAUUGACUGGGAUAACGUUAAAGAAAAAGAACAUUUACAGCCUGGAAAAUAUGGAAAAGCUGUUGGAUGGGGAAAAACGGCAAAUGGUGCGCCAAGUGAAGAGCUUCAAGAAAUAAAUAUACCUUUUAUAUCAUUCGAUCAAUGUUUGUCGGAAGUUCCAACCGACUUUCAAGGAUAUAUUACACCAGAUAAAUUUUGCGCUGGUUAUAUGAACGGAUCCAGUCUUUGUGAAGGUGAUAGCGGUGGAGGUUUAUGUUUUGAAAGUGAUGGACUUUGGUAUCUACGGGGAAUCGUGAGUGUCAGUCCUGUCAGGGAUUACUCUUGCGAUUACAAUUCCUACACAGGUUUUACAUCAUUGAGUCACUUUAACGAUUGGAUUCGUGCGGCUUUUCUCCAGUCGUAA
This is a messenger RNA of Cotesia congregata, 2436 nucleotides long. The record is from the annotation of a GenBank genome assembly. Lineage: Eukaryota; Metazoa; Arthropoda; Insecta; Hymenoptera; Braconidae.